Messenger RNA from Sorghum bicolor (sorghum), 1239 nucleotides. Its product is annotated as methyltransferase-like protein 7A. The transcript is spliced from 6 exons. The record is from RefSeq and is a predicted model, not a curated record. NCBI's taxonomy places the organism in Eukaryota, Viridiplantae, Streptophyta, Magnoliopsida, Poales, Poaceae. Bases 70 to 939 code for a protein of 289 amino acids. Gene Ontology annotation, molecular function: S-adenosylmethionine-dependent methyltransferase activity.
AGUUAGAUUACGGAUCCAACGUUCGCUCCGGAUCAGGCACGGAAGCGGAAGCGGAAGCGAGACGCUGUCAUGCUCUGCCUGGUCGCGCUACCACCGAUGGCCCGCGCCGGCCGGCGGCGCCCUUCGACUUCUGUACGCCGCCGCGGCCGAACCCUCGCUGCCCUCCCGUGCCGCUGUGGACGGCGGCACGUCAUCGGUGCCUCCUCGGCUGCGGCUCUCCUCCCCUUCCUCGCCCCUCCUUCUCCGGCCGCUCCGCCCAUCGACCCCGACGUGAUGCUCCAGCGAGUGCACCCGUCGAGGCCGGACUGGUAUGAGGAGUUCUAUGCCUCGGCCAUGGAUCAGGGAAUGAAGUCAUACGAAGCAGAGAUUGCAGGAUACAAAGCAAAUCUCUUUUCUCAACUGUCGCCUGCAGGAAAGAACAUUUUGGAGCUUGGUGUUGGGACAGGGCCUAACUUCAAAUACUAUGCAAGUGAAGAUGGGGUUAAUGUAAUUGGAGUGGAUCCUAACAAGCACAUGGAGAAUUAUGCCAGGACAGCUGCUGUGUCUGCUGGACUUCCGUCAUCAAGCUUCACAUUCAGAAGAGGGGUUGCUGAAGCCUUGCCAGCAGAAGACAAUUCCAUGGAUGCAGUGAUCGGCACACUUGUAUUGUGCUCUGUCGAUAACAUCGACAUGGCACUGAGAGAAAUAAAGCGAGUCUUAAAGCCCGACGGUCUCUAUGUGUUCAUUGAACAUGUUGCGGCACCAGAUGGUACGUUGCUCCAAUUUGUUCAAGGCGCGCUUGAUCCCUUGCAGCAAUUUGUAGCCGACGGAUGCCACCUCACGAGGAAAACCGGACAAAGCAUCAGGGAUGUUGGGUUCUCGAGCCUGAGCCUGGAUAGUGUCCGGCUGUCAAAUGCCUACAUCAUUAGCCCUCAUGUUUAUGGCGUAGCCUGCAAGUGAAGUUAUACACCAUCUUUCGAAACCUUUGUAAAUGAUGCCCUCCUGUAUCUUCCAUCAGUAAAGCGGUUUUGUGGUAAGUAAAAGUUUGUUUCGUGAGAGCAUCUCCCAGACUCCCACGGUCCUUCUUGAACCACUCUUUAAGUGCUCAUUUAGAGUAUCACAGAUCGUUUUGACUAUCUCUUCAUCCCCCAAUUUCUUCUCUGUAUGUUGUUUGGCACUUUGGUGAGCCAUCUCCGUUCUCUUCUAUGUCUUCGGCGAACGAGAAAUAAAAGAUAGAGGAUGGUAAUAUUUUUAGGUCUA